Penicillium angulare is the source of this 1197-nucleotide messenger RNA. RefSeq names its product succinate--CoA ligase subunit beta. Gene Ontology annotation, biological process: tricarboxylic acid cycle; succinyl-CoA metabolic process. Gene Ontology annotation, molecular function: succinate-CoA ligase (ADP-forming) activity; metal ion binding; ATP binding. The record is from RefSeq and is a predicted model, not a curated record. The coding region runs from base 1 to 1197 and encodes 398 amino acids. The transcript is spliced from 7 exons. Gene Ontology annotation, cellular component: succinate-CoA ligase complex; mitochondrion. NCBI's taxonomy places the organism in Eukaryota, Fungi, Ascomycota, Eurotiomycetes, Eurotiales, Aspergillaceae.
AUGCUGAGCCGCCGCACCAUCCCUCGUCUGUUCCAGCAGGUACAUGACCUUGUUCCCAAGUUGGGGAGGUGCCUACUAGAAUUCAACUCGCACAAGCUCUUGAGACAUUUUGAUAUCCCGGUACCCAACGGCCAUGUGGUCAUAACUCCAGAAGAAGCAAAGGCAGUGGUGUCAAGCAUUAAUGCACCAUCAGUUUUGAAGGCCCAAGUCCUUGCCGGCGGCCGGGGCAAGGGCAAAUAUAACAGUGAUGGAAAAGGAGGAGUCCGCAUCGUCGAGUCACCAAACGAGGCAUUCGAAAGUGCCAAAAACAUGCUUGGGUAUUACCUAACAACAAAGCAAACGCCUGCUGAAGGACUGCUAGUAAAGAAGCUGUACAUCUACAAGGCAGUAGAUGUGGCACAGGAGUAUUACGUCGCAUUAACCUUCGACCGCGACCGCUCAAUGCCUGUACUCCUCAUAUCAGAUGAGGGGGGCGUCAACAUUGAGACCAAAGUAAACAAACUACAGAAAUAUUGGUUUCACAUGCCGCACGGCAUAGGUCCCGAAAUAACAGCAUAUAUCCAAGCCCAACUGGGAUUUUCUGAUCCGGAGAUGGCAACGAUGUCGCACAUUCUUCGCCAGAUGGUUGAGCUAUUCGAACAAAAAGAUGCUACUCUUCUCGAACUGAAUCCCCUUGCGCGAACCCCAGAGGGUGAUUUCAUUUGUCUAGACGCUAAGUUUACCUUUGAUAACUCGGCUAGUUUUCGCCAACACGGACUUUUCAGCCUUGAGGAGCGAUCCCCGGAAGAAGAAUUGGAGUACGAGGCUUCUAAAUUGGGGCUCUCUUACAUUCGGCUCGAUGGUAACAUCGGAAAUAUAGUCAAUGGCGCUGGUCUCGCUAUGGCAACUAAUGAUUUGAUUAGCCUGUACGGUGGGCGAUGUGGUAACUUUUUGGAUAAUGAUAAGCAGAUCACGGGCAUCUUUAUCAACAUAUAUGGUGGUAUUGUUCGAUGCGACAUGAUAGCCGAGGCUAUCCUCGCCGCAGCGUCUCAGAUGGGUGGAUUCAAGGUUCCAGUCGUCCUACGCUUGCAAGGAACAAAUUGCGACAAGGGGUUGAAAUUGAUCGAAAAUUCGAAAGCGGACAAUAUCAUGGUGGAGGCCGAUUUUGAGGGCGCUGCGCAGACAAUUGUUCGGCUGACGAAGGAGGAGGGUACUUGA